AUGUUCAUUAUUGGCAUAAUUUUUAUUAAUUUCUUCAUAAUUAUUUAAAGAAUUGUUAUUUUAAUUGUAAUUAUCAACAAAUUAAUUUUUUUCUUCCUACUAACUAUUUUAAUUAUUCUGAAAUUAUCCAUUUUAGAAAUUUGUCUUUCUACUUUGAGGAAAAGUUUGAUUUUAUUGUUAUUAUUGUUUUUGUUGUUGAUAAUUAUUUUUCACAUUUUGUUCUUUAUGUUAAUUAAGAUUCUCAAAAUCAAUCUAAUUUAAUUUAUCAUCUUAUCGUUUUAAGUCAUAAUUAAAUCCUUUUUCAUUUUAAUUUUACUUUUAAACCUUAGCUUCAUUAAUAUUAAUUUCUUGUACAUUUAGCUAUUAUAACUUCUCUUUUUGCUUUUGCACUAUUAUUUCUUAUUAAAAUUUGUUUUAUUAUUAAUUUAUUUUUCUACCCUUUUUUAAUUCAUCUAUAUUUUAAGGGUAGAUUAGAAGAUUAUGCUCCGAAUCUGGUCCUAACACUAGCAAUAGCUUGCAAAGAUAAAUGCAAUUUCUAGGAUUGUAAAUUGGAGGUCUGGCAUGCUUGAGUAAUGGUUAUUAUCUAUUCUAUAAAUCACAUUUGAUAAUCUUAAACAAAUAAUCUUAAGGAAAUUCAUUUAACUUAAGUAGUGA
Messenger RNA from Tetrahymena thermophila SB210, 654 nucleotides. Its product is annotated as transmembrane protein, putative. Lineage: Eukaryota; Ciliophora; Oligohymenophorea; Hymenostomatida; Tetrahymenidae. The record is from RefSeq and is a predicted model, not a curated record. The transcript has a single exon.